AUGCCUGUGCUGCUACUGUCGCUGGCCACAGACCACCCGAAGUUGCUGCACCCGAUUGCGCUCAUGUUGAAGGGCACCCUGGACUGCCUGAGCACCCUGCACUUCAUCCACAUUCUGCAGCUCUUCUGUGUCCUGACCACGCUCAUGUCUGACCGCAAGCGCACCGCUGCCGCAGACCUCAUAGGAAGAUGCUGUCUCAAUCGAACGAAGAGCUGA
Molecule: messenger RNA, 216 nt
Organism: Salpingoeca rosetta
Lineage: Eukaryota; Choanoflagellata; Craspedida; Salpingoecidae
Exons: 2
Coding region: 1-216 (71 amino acids)
Source: RefSeq, a predicted model, not a curated record